Messenger RNA from Triticum turgidum subsp. durum (durum wheat), 1428 nucleotides. The record is from the annotation of a GenBank genome assembly. Lineage: Eukaryota; Viridiplantae; Streptophyta; Magnoliopsida; Poales; Poaceae.
AUGGCAGACGUGGCAGCGUUCGGUCCCUCGCCGCCGGCACCGUCUCCUCUCGCGGCCGCCGACGUCGCCGCCGACGCGCUCCUCGCGCCUUGGCCGCUGUCCCCGUGGGCGGCGCCCCUCCGGCCCGGCGGCGACGACGGCCGGUCGAACCCGCUCUUCGCGAUACUGCCGCUCUCGGCGCUGGCGAUAGGGCUGGUGCUGCUGGUCGCCGUGGCGCUCGUCCUGGUGCUGACCCGGCGGGCGAAGCUCAGGCUGCUGGCCGCCGGGGACAGCGUGGACGGUGACAAGCCCGGCGCGCCGGCGUCCAGCUGCGGCAGCAGCGUCCGGGGGUACCAGAACGGCAGGUGCUACGCCGCCACAGGCGCAGGGUGCAUAUACGGCGGGCGGCUGGGCCCGCUGGGGCUGGCGGCGGUGCAGCCGCGGAGCCGGGGCGCGCAGGUGUUCACGUACCGGGAGCUGGAGCGCGCGACGGACGGGUUCGGCGAGGGCAACGUGCUGGGGCGGGGCGCGUACGGCGUCGUCUUCCGCGGCCGCCUCGGCGACGGCACCCCGGCCGCCAUCAAGCGCCUGCAGCUCGACCCCCGCCGCCAGGGCGAGCGCGAGUUCCGCGUCGAGGUGGACCUGCUGAGCCGGAUGCACUCGCCGCACCUGGUGGGCCUGCUGGGGUACUGCGCCGACCAGAGCCACCGGCUGCUGGUGUUCGAGUUCAUGCCCAACGGCAGCCUCAAGGGCCACCUGCACCCCGUCGUCCCUGCCGCCGGCGCCGAGGGGCAGCGGCCGGCGCUGGACUGGCAGACGCGGCUGGGCAUCGCGCUGGACUGCGCCCGCGCGCUGGAGUUCCUGCACGAGCACACCUCCCCGGCCGUCAUCCACCGCGACUUCAACUGCAGCAACGUCCUCCUCGACCACAACUACCGCGCCCGCGUCUCCGACUUCGGCACCGCCAAGGUCGGCUCCAACAAGGCCAACGGCCAGGUCGUCACCCGCGUCCUCGGCACCACCGGCUACCUCGCGCCAGAGUACGCGUCGACGGGGAAGCUGACGACCAAGUCGGACGUGUACAGCUACGGGGUGGUGCUCCUGGAGCUGCUGACGGGCCGGGUGCCGGUGGACACGCAGCGGCCGCCGGGACAGCACGUCCUCGUCUCAUGGGCUCUUCCACGGCUGACGAACCGCGAGAGGCUCGUGCAGAUGGUGGACCCGGCCCUGAAAGGCCAGUUCGCCGUCAAGGAUCUCAUCCAGGUGGCGGCGAUCGCGGCGAUGUGCAUACAGACCAAGGCGGAGUACCGGCCGCUGAUGACGGACGUGGUGCAGUCGCUCAUCCCCAUCGUCAAGAAGAGCCCCUCCAUGUCCUGCUCCUCCACGCCGGCGAGGCCCCUGCAGCACGUCGUCUACAUGAGCCCAGCCGCUGCCACCAACACGUCCUAG